UCUCUACCCAUCAGCCUCAGUUCCCUGACAAUUUCCCGAGAGGGUGGGGCGACGCCUCGUCUCUCUUUGAUCACCUCACGUACAUCCCACCGAUUUUGUUUAGCUACUUAUCACCACGUCGAUGAAGUGUCAGUGAUUUAAGAAAAAAACAAAACAAAAGUGGAUUCAUUUGACCAAAACGGAGGAUCUUGAAGUUUCUUGCAGAGGACAACAAUUGUGAAUAAGUCUUGGAGGACAAGCUAGGAGCAGUAGAGUCCAGGGUUUGAGGGCGAGUGUUGAAGUCAGUACACAUCAACUAAUACUUUACCAAAAUGUGGUGGGCGGUGUAUGUGUGUGUGGCAGUACUUGUACAUCCCAGCCAUGGUGAAGUUUUCACAUCCAUGUCAGACAUGAGUCAUCUCCUUGCCACAGAAGGGGAGAUGAUUAGAGCUGUUGAGGGUUAUAUCACAGCUCAAGAAGAGAAGCUGGAGAAGCUUAAAAGAGAUGUGUUUGAAAUGGAGCGUAUACAUGAUGAGGCUUCUCGUUCACCUGAGAACUUCUUGGGUAACCCCAUUAAUGCCUACCUGUUGGUGAAGCAACUCACAGUGGACUGGGCAGACCUACAGACCAUUAUGUCAGAUGACAGUACAGGCAAAGCCAUGCUCAACAAUUUGACGAGUAUGGCUGAUUUCCUGAGGUGGCCAGAUGAAGAGGACUUGACUGGUGUGGCUACAGCCCUUAUGAGACUCCAGGACACCUACAACCUAGACACAGCCCAGCUGGCUCGAGGAAACAUCAAUGGCAAGAAACAGGCUUACAGAGAAUUAACAGCUGCUGACUGUUUUGAACUGGGCCGCCAAAGCUACAACACAGGGGACCACUAUCAUACAAUGUUGUGGAUGAACGAAGCAUUGAAACGACAGGAGAUGGAAAGUAACAAGACAGUGGACCAUGCAGAUAUCUUAGAGUACCUAGCUUUCUCAACAUACAUGCAGGGAAAUGUUAGACAGGCACUGAAGCUAACAAAUGAGCUUUUAGCAGAAAGACCAAACCACCAGAGAGCACAAGGAAAUAAAAUAUAUUACGAGGAAGCUCUUCAAGCUCAGCAAGUGAAGAAACUAGGUGACGAUGGGGAUAGCCUGGGUGUUGAUGCUAUUGAAAAGGGUUAUACCGUGUCAGAGAGCGUGGAUGUCCCAGAUGCAUGGCAGAAAGAGCGUCGAGCAUAUGAACAACUGUGUCGUGGUGAAGGCAAGAUCUCCCCUCAACUUGCCAAGAGGCUUUCCUGCUUUUAUCAGUAUGGCCCCAGUGACUUACUUCGCAUUAGUCCUGUGAAGACGGAAGUUGUCCACAUAGACCCGACCAUAUUUAUUUACUACGAUGUCCUCAGUGAUAGAGAAAUUGCGAUUAUUAAGGAAUUAGCAACACCCAUGUUUAAAAGAGCAACUGUCCAGAAUUAUAAGACGGGUGAACUUGAAACUGCAUCUUAUCGCAUCAGCAAAUCUUCUUGGUUGAAGGGCGAAGAUCAUGAAGUUGUAGCUGGAGUUAAUAAACGCAUUGGGUCAAUAACAGGGUUAAACAUGGAUACUGCUGAGGAGCUGCAGGUAGCUAAUUAUGGCAUUGGAGGACAUUAUGAGCCACAUUUUGACUUUGCACGGCGAGAAGAGAAAGAUGCCUUUAAAUCUUUAGGCACUGGUAACAGAAUUGCAACUUACCUGUUCUAUAUGAGUGAUGUGGAGGCCGGUGGUGCUACAGUAUUCCCCUAUCUCAACCUGUCACUCUGGCCCAAGAAGGGUGCUGCUGCAUUCUGGUACAAUCUUCACCCAAGUGGGGAGGGUGACACACUGACCCGGCAUGCAGCUUGUCCAGUGUUGGUCGGCACCAAGUGGGUAUCCAAUAAAUGGAUUCAUGAACGUGGACAAGAAUUCAGAAGGCCAUGUGCUCAAAACUACAAUGCAUUAUAAUAAUCUACUGUUAUAUGGUUUGUGUUCAUGUAUGCAUAUCUUGAUUUUAUUUUAGCACUGGUGCUUGAAAUAUUUAUCACGAAAAUUAUCAGCAUGUUCCUAAGAGUAUUAUUGGUGGUUUAAUCAUAACUCGUAGUUGGCCAUCUGAGUUGUGCAUUAUUGGAGUACCUUUCCUAUACACUACAUGUAUUUUGUUUGUUUAUACUUCUUCCAAGGGUCUCUGUCUGAGAAAAGUGUUGAUUAUGUAUAUAAUAAAGCAUUAGGUGACUGUACUCACUAUUUACUGAUAAUGAUUAAUAUCUGCCUAAAAGUUUUACAAGUACUGUACAGUAUUGUAAAAGUGAGUAAUUUAAAGCUUAAGGUGAAGCACUAUUAUUUAUACUACUUGAGCUUUUAAUUGGUGUUCUCCAGUCAUGAUUUCAUAAUUAUGUAAGUUACUUGUAAGUACCAUACAGUAUAGAUAUUUCUCUGUUUGUAUUGUAGAAUACAAGAACUUGAAGGAGGCGAAUCAAGGUUAUGAAAUGUGUAAACCUUUAACUGGCUUUUAAAGCAGAAUCUCAAUGCAUGUAAUACUGUACUACAGUACAUGUAUAUACUCAUGUAAAAAAAAUUAUUUCCUCUUAAUCUUCUUUAAUCUCUUCCUCUGCUUGUAAAAUAGAUCAGUAAAAAUUGCAUUUAGUUGUUACUGAUAUUUUCUUUCAGUUAAAGAUAUGUAAACUGAAUGACAGUAUUUUGAAUACCUGUACAAUAUAGCAUUAUCAAGUUGAAUUAUACAGUAUAUCAUUAACUUUGUGGGGAAAUUAUUUUAGUGUAAACUUCAUAAAUACAAGUCAAAAGUGCUCAAAUGUUGGUCUGUUUCAUACAUUGUCUCAGUGGAGCUGGCAUUUUAGUGAAACUACAACAAAGCCUUGUUAAUACAGGGUAUGUGAUUUGUUACUGUGCACUUCACAUAAAUGACAAACAAAUAUGGGACUUUUUUGUUUAAUUUGUUCAUGAUUUCCCACCCCCAUUUGAAUGCAUUUUUGCACCAAAAAUUUGGGUUUACACCCACUAGGCAAGCAUUCCAUUAUCUCAGCAUUGGUGGAUCUAUUGAUUGCAUUAUGUCAAAUGUAGAGAGGUCUUCUUUCAGAGCAUCUUUCUCUUGAGUAUUUCAAAAGGAAAUUCAUUCUUUGUGUACAGUACUGAAUAAUAAACAUUAGUCAUAACAUAAAUGCACUGGCCAAAAUUUUUUGGCAUCACAGAAGUGGACAUAAAACUAUGAGCUGAAUGAGACUUUUAUCUAGUGAAGUACUAAUUGACACAUAACUCAAUUGACUUUUCUUGACAGGACAAGCUAAAGCACUGAACAAAGCAAAAGAAAUAAUUAUAAAUGAAUGCCAUAUACCCUGACAAGAUGUGUUAUUAGAUUAAAGUGUUGUAGUAGUUCGUCACAGUAAUGGGAACAGUAGUUACCAAAACAGUUAUUUUUAUCAAUUGACUGGAUUUCUAAUACUGUUUUGUAGGCAACAGUUCAUAUUUAGUGAGAAAAUAAUCAGUUAAUUUUUUGUAGUUAUUAUUGAGAUCUCUAUCAAGAAUUCAGUGAUUUACUGGCAGUUUUAAGGAAGUUGAGCAACGGUCCUCCACCAGCCUAGGCAAUCGGCUGAAUCUCAAACUUAUCCACAGCCAGUAAUAAAUAUGUUGCACAAACUCAAAUAAAUCUUUAAACUUUUAAUCCAUAAAGCUUUUUUGUGUAGAAUGGAUGCUGUUUUUAGGGCUGUAGCCUGAUUUUUUAUGGGGUAGAAGUAUCCAAAAAAUAGUGAUCUGUUGCACCACAAAAAAUUGUUUCCAUUAUUGAAUUUUAACGGAUUCAUGAUUAUGCAAUUUUGCAGUUAUACAAUGCCUGUUAGGGUUGCAAAACCAGCGUUAAUAAUGACAAUUUAUGUAAAUAUUUCUAAAUUAUCGUUUAUACAGUAGUUGCAAAUUCAUAGGAGUACAUUUUGCAGUUCAUCAAUACAUGUAAUUUAUUAUACAGUACAGUACAACUUUCAAAUACCUGUAUAGCCAAGAUUUGUAUGGCUUAUUCACAGUUAAAUAAAAAUUGUGGCCAGGUCAUCAGCAUACAAGCAUCAGUGAUCAUGAUGAGGGUAUUGUAUUACAUAACUUUGUUAAAUGGCCAGUUGCAUUAUUUCCAAAAUCUUGGUGUUGUAUUUUGUUAUAGGUUAGGAUUUAAUGUUCUUUAAUGGAACAUGUAAAGUGAGGUAUGACACAUGGUUCUUCACUGGUAUGAAUCACAUAGCUAUUGGUAUCACAUGAAUUGUUUAGAUUAUGCACAUUGGUAGGCAAGUGUGUUACAUUUUUGCCUACUUUCUAUCACAUUCCCUCUUGUUUAUUCCACAUUUUAGAUUAUUUUGCAUUUGGAACCCCUUAUAUGAUACAAUGCAUUUAAGACCAUAAAGUAUUUGACGUUUCAUCCACUACUUUAAACAUGUUUCUCAGAGAUAGAAUAAUCCAGCCACAUCUCUAGAUAGUCUUCAUUAAUUGCAGUAGUGGAAUAAUUUCACUGAAAUGUAUGAGAACUGUGAUCAGUCAAGGUGCAAAUUAUCUAGGCAGUGGAAGGUUAAGUACUCACUAUUUGUUGUAUUGAUAUAUAUUUAAUUUUCUGUUGCAUGUCAGAAGUUUGAAGAGUCUCAUAUUUUACAAGUGAUAUCAUGUAUGGCUAGUAUUUAGUUUCAGCACAUGUCAGUCAUUAAGUAGGUCAUGAACUGACAUAGAUUAUGUUGAAAGUACAGAGGUGCCAUAUGUUGUAGAUUGAUAGUGAAUGUUUGUAAUGUUAGGUUGCUCUAGGUAAAAUGCAGAUCACUGAAGCUUUAA
Homarus americanus (American lobster) is the source of this 4790-nucleotide messenger RNA. RefSeq names its product prolyl 4-hydroxylase subunit alpha-1-like (gene PH4alphaEFB). The record is from RefSeq and is a predicted model, not a curated record. The transcript has 14 exons. Bases 312 to 1940 code for a protein of 542 amino acids. Gene Ontology annotation, molecular function: iron ion binding; L-ascorbic acid binding; protein binding. Lineage: Eukaryota; Metazoa; Arthropoda; Malacostraca; Decapoda; Nephropidae. Gene Ontology annotation, cellular component: endoplasmic reticulum. Gene Ontology annotation, biological process: peptidyl-proline hydroxylation to 4-hydroxy-L-proline.